GACGGCGGCCGCCGUAAAGCACUGAAGUGUCGUGAGAGUGGCGGGUUUUUCGCUUGCUGUCUGUCUCAGCAGCCGGGGGUGCCGAAUGGGGUCGGUCUGUGUCGAGGAGCUGCUGGAGGAUCUCAAGGUCUUCGGGGUGGGCUAUGAAGAAGAGGCGGUGCCCGACAAACUGGUUGAACUAUGCAUGACGCACAGACUGGCACAGAGUGACUUGGCUAAUGAAUUAGUUGCCUUCACUACAACUAAAGAAGAUGGGUCUCGUCUCACUGUAGACAUCCUGAAUGUCUUUGAACAUGAAGUACUCAACAAAAGAGUUACUAAAGCUCAUCAAAAAAAGGACAACAGAUACUCUGGAAUCAAGGAUAUCAACACCAUUCAGGGACUCAUUGACGUGGAGGAGGAAGAGGAGAACCUCUUAGAUGCCUACACAACUCCGUCAAAAGGCUCUCAGAAACGGAACAUAACGACACCAGAGAAUCCUCGGUCUAAAAGGACUUUAUCCACCCGUAGCCCCCACUUAGUUUUCUCUCCAAACAGCUUCUCACCAAGCGCUACUCCCUCUCAGAAGUAUGGCUCCCGGAGCAACCGGGGUGAGGUGGUAACCUCAUUUGGCUGUGUACAGGACACAUCCUGGAGUGGAAAAGGAGGCCAUGGAUCAAGUGUGAAGCUCUUUGGUCCACCAGAACAGUUGCUCACCAAGAGUUACAAAUUCAUGUUCCAAAAGCUUCGUGACAUCCGGGAAGUAUUGUCCUGGAAGAUAGAAGAACUCGGGGAUGCACUGAAGAAACAUUACAAGAUCGAGGAGUUCACCUCUGUGUUAGUCCCUGCACAGGAACCCGUCACUGUGCUGGGACAGAUUGGCUGUGACAGCAACGGAAAACUGAAUGCCAAGUCAGUCAUUCUAGAAGGGGAUCGGGAACACUCUUCAGGAGGGCAAGUUCCUGUGGAUUUAUCAGAACUGAAAGAAUACUCCCUCUUUCCAGGACAGGUUGUGGUGAUGGAGAGUAUUAACAGUACAGGUGGAAAACUGGUUGCAUCUAAGCUAUAUGAGGGGGUGCCUCUUCCUUUCUACCAAUCUACAGAGCAAGUUGAUGAUUUGGAGCUGCAAAUGGUCUUGGUUGCUUGUGGGCCCUACACAACUUCUGACAGCAUCACUUAUGACCCUAUGUUGGAUCUGAUUGAUAUUAUCAACAAAGACAAGCCAGAUGUUUGCAUCCUGUUUGGUCCUUUUCUCGAUGCUAAACAUGAGCAAGUUGAGAACGGUCAGCUCAUUGGAUCAUUUGAGGAUAUCUUUAAACAUUGUCUGAAGAUGAUAAUUGAAGGGACAAGAAGUGCUGGUUCCCAGCUUGUGUUUGUACCAUCGCUGAGAGACGUGCACCAUGACUUCAUAUAUCCUCAGCCGCCUUUCAGCUAUGAGCUGUCUAAAGAUGACAAACAGCGAGUACACUUUGUGUCUGACCCCUGCACUCUGGCAAUAAAUGGAAUCAUUUUUGGCCUGACUUCCACAGACCUGCUCUUCCAUAUGGGUACUGAAGAGAUUAGCAGCUCUUCCGGUGUCUCAGACCGGUUCACCCGAAUCCUUAAGCAUGUCCUGACACAGAGGAGUUAUUACCCACUCUACCCUCCCUCGGAAGAGAUGAACGUUGAUUAUGAGAACUUCUAUAAUUAUGUCCCUUUGCGAGUCACCCCGGAUGUCCUCAUUGUUCCAUCUGAGCUGAGAUAUUUUGUUAAGGACGUCUUAGGCUGUGUGUGUGUGAACCCAGGACGGCUCACCAAAGGCCAGGUUGGGGGGACCUACAGCCGUCUGUACAUACAGAGGCAGGAUACAGAGGAAGAGCGAAAGAGUCCCUGCAUUGCUGCCCAAGUUGUCAAAAUCUAAACAGACUCUCUGCACCCUACCCUUAAAACAGAGAUGCUGGCCUUGAGUUCAGUAGGGGUUCAAAUCCAGCCUGGUUGGACGUCGGUUAGAUUUGGUCAAAAGAUGCAAGGAUGAUCUGGCGAAGGGGCUUGGAAGCAGUGUAAUACCUCCCCUUCUCUCAGGACUGCUGUUUUCCAGAAUCUUUUGCAGAGAUUUUUUGUAGCAAAUCAGACAUUGUAUUAGAGUUUAAGGCUCUUCAGCCUGUUGCAAUCAGGAAUGCAAACCUUGUUAAUGCAAAUGUGUACCUGGAGCCCUGACUUGGAUCAGCUUGUCUUCUAUUGUAAUUUGCCAAGGGGAAAGUUGUCAGCUCAUCAGAGUGAACUGCAAUUUAAAAUACACCCUGACUUUUUUCUAAAAGUUCAUGUGUUCGGCUCUGUUUCCAGGCUGUCCCUUGAGUUUUGUCAGUAUCAGCAGAGGCGUCUGUUCCAGAAGCAGCUAGAAGCCCUAGCCAAGAUGGGAAACUCAUUGUUGUGUUCGGACCCAUAGUGAGAGAGAAUCCCUGCCGCAAAGAGCUUGCCAUCUAAACAGACAAGACAAGCAAAGGAAGGGUUACUAUUUUCAAUUUAUAAAUGGAGAAUCUGAGGCAGAGACCAGAGGGGACUUGGCUAAGGUUACGCAGGAAUUUUCUGGCAGAAUAAGGACCCAGAUUUUCCUGAGUUUCAGCCGAAUGCUUUAACCACAUGCUAUUCCUUUCUCUUGCUGAAAUUAUUUUUCGUUGAUGCCAAGGUACUGGCACAAAUACACAUCUAGCUGUCUGUGCUUCCAAGUGCUGAAUACAGUGCAGUCACUGCUCUUAAAUCUGGCCUGAUUUGGGCCUUUUUCAUAUGAAAAAACAGGACUCAACUGGAAAUAGUGGGCCAUAUGGUCUAUGUGUAACUUUAAAAUUCCGGUUGAUCAGUGUAUGUAUGUGCAUGGAGCUCCCUCUAACACACACAACGAGCACCUAUUUUACCUCCACUAUUAGGAAUCAACUAGCAGCUCAAGAGUGACUUAUAGGCAGCCUCUAAUCUUUCCUAAUGCUUGGCUUCUGUGUAAACUGUCUCGCCAUUUUUCCCCCCGCUUACUCUAGACUGGAUCCCCUCCCCCAACACAAGUACAACUCCCAGAUGCACAGAGCAGCAUGGUUUUCUCUAAGAGGUUGGUAAUCUGCUCACGCCCCAGCCUUGUUCUUUGUUGUUGGUGGCACUGAUGCUAGUGGCAAAUGUUGGGAUGGCCAAGUGCAGAUACUGCAAAGUGGAAGUUGCCUAAGUAAGGCCGUUUGGGGUCUUGCAGAGUGGGAAGGCACAGUCAAUGCAUU
Messenger RNA from Gopherus evgoodei (Goodes thornscrub tortoise), 3215 nucleotides. It is a transcript of the gene POLA2, whose product is annotated as DNA polymerase alpha 2, accessory subunit. Bases 86 to 1879 code for a protein of 597 amino acids. Gene Ontology annotation, biological process: DNA replication initiation; DNA replication. Gene Ontology annotation, cellular component: alpha DNA polymerase:primase complex. The record is from RefSeq and is a predicted model, not a curated record. The transcript has 19 exons. Gene Ontology annotation, molecular function: DNA binding. Lineage: Eukaryota; Metazoa; Chordata; Testudines; Testudinidae.